Molecule: messenger RNA, 2611 nt
Organism: Prosopis cineraria
Lineage: Eukaryota; Viridiplantae; Streptophyta; Magnoliopsida; Fabales; Fabaceae
Product: KH domain-containing protein At4g18375
Exons: 9
Coding region: 338-2227 (629 amino acids)
Biological process (GO): regulation of gene expression
Cellular component (GO): nucleus; cytoplasm
Molecular function (GO): mRNA binding
Source: RefSeq, a predicted model, not a curated record
UGCUUGUGUUCGAAACCCAGGAAACUAUUUGCCCCGAAUUCCAGGAUGUCCAAUUGUUCGUGAUCCGGACAGUGUACUACCGCGAAUCCUAGGAAGCUCGCCAAGAGAGCAGCGUUAGUUGUUACUACCUUCUUCGCUCCCACACUUUAGAAUUAGGGUUUCGAUUGGCGUCUUCUUCUCUCUAAAUCGUCAGAUGGCUCGUUUCUGCAUCUUGUGUUUCAUCUUUCUUCUUUGGAUAAUUAAGACAGAAGGUCAGCAGGAGAGUAAAAUCAUACGUUUAUUAUUUGCAGAAACCAAUUUGUUCCAAUCUUUUUAGGAGUCACGCCAAUAUAUAUCAAUGGGUGAGACUGGGAAACGAUUUCGUUCACAGAGAGACCACAAUGGGGAUAGUAGAAAUCAGAAGAGACGCAUGAAUCACAAAGAUGGAAAGGGCAAUGAUGAAUUGGUUGUUUAUAGGGUACUUUGUCCAGAUGGAGUUAUUGGAAGUGUUAUUGGCAAGGGUGGAAAAGUGAUAAAUACAAUAAGGCAGGAGACUAAUGCAAUAGUCAAGAUUGUUGAUCCAUUUCCAGGUGCCAAUGAUCGAGUUAUAACAAUUUACUCCUAUGUUAAGGAGAAGGAAGACAUUGAGGUAGAUGAUGAGUUCAGCAGCAGGGUUCCUCUAUGUGCUGCUCAAGAUGCUCUUCUUAAAGUCCAUGCUGCUAUUGUAAAAUUUGUGGCAAGUGUUGCAGACACUGAAAAGAAGCAUAAGGAUAGGGAAGAAUGCCAGAUCCUUGUUCCAUCAAGCCAGUCUGCGAAUAUCAUUGGUAAAGCUGGGUCUACAAUAAAUAAAUUGAGAAAUAGGACAAGGACAAUGAUCAAGGUUACACCUAAGGAUGCAACUGACCCAACACACUCAUGUGCCAUGGAUUUCGACAAUUUUGUGAUGAUAUCUGGUGAGUCAGAAGCUGUGAAGAAAGCACUCUUUGCAGUUUCUGCUAUUAUGUACAAGUUCUCUCCUAAGGAGGACAUUCCUCUUGAAACAAAUGUACCUGAAGUCCCUCCUAGUAUAAUUAUUCCCUCUGAUGUCCCUAUUUACCCACCUGGUGGAUUAUAUCCAGCUUCAGAUCAUGUUAUGCCACCUAGAUCUCUUCCUCCAAUAAUAGGUGCUACAAAUUUACAAGACCUACAAGAUCUACCAGCUUAUGCUGAUGCAGGAAGUACGUGGUCUCUGUACUCAUCUGCCCUUCCAAUAGUUUCUGGUGUUGGUGGUGUUUCCCAAUCUGAAGAAUUAGUUGUCAGAAUGCUCUGCCCCUCUGACAAGAUUGGGCGUGUCAUUGGGAAGGCAGGAGGUACCAUUAAAAGUAUAAGGCAGGCUAGUGGUGCUCGUAUUGAGGUUGAUGAUUCCAAGGCUAAACACAAUGAGUGUUUGAUUGUUAUAACUGCAACAGAGUCGCAAAGUGAUAUUAAGUCCAUGGCAGUUGAAGCUGUUCUUUUGCUACAAGAAAAGAUAAAUGACGAAGAUGAUGCAACUGUUUCAAUCCGGCUCUUGGUUCCAUCAAAAGUCAUAGGGUGUAUCAUUGGGAAAGGUGGUUCAAUCAUAAAUGAAAUUCGGAGGAGAACUAAGGCAGAUGUUCGAAUCUCAAAAGGUGAUAAGCCUAAACUAGCUGAUGCAAAUGAUGAACUGAUUGAGGUGGUUGGCAGCGUUGACUGUGUGAGAGAUGCACUAAUACAGAUUGUGUUAAGACUCAGGGAUGAUGUGUUGAGAGAAAGGGACACUGGCCAUAAUCCAUCUAUAGGUGCUGAAUCAUUAUACUCAGGUGGCACCGGUCUUUCUGUUCCAUCUGUGUUGCCUUCGGUCCCUCCCCUUGCUGCUCCACUGGCUUAUGAUCACAGGGGCGAAAGUGGAGGUGGACUGGGCAUGCUUUCUUCUAGCAACCUGUAUGGAUAUGGAUCUUUGUCGCAGAUGGGAGAAACUGGCUAUGGAUCUGUGUCCUCAUAUGCCUCCAAGGUGUACGGAGGUUUGCCUCCCCCAUCAGCCUUGGAGAUGCUGAUUCCUGCAAAUGCUGUUGGUAAAGUGUUAGGUAAAGGAGGGACAAAUAUAGCCAAUAUCAGAAAGAUUUCAGGAGCCAUGAUAGAGGUUUCUGACUCCAAAUCCUCCCGGGGUGAUCGUAUUGCUCAUAUAUCAGGCACACCUGAGCAGAAGCGUGCUGCUGAAAAUUUGAUCCAGGCAUUUAUAAUGGCCACCUGAGUUAUUGGAGUGCUCUAGUUUGGAAGGUGGAAUGAUCAGUUCUUGAAGCGUGUCCUUGUUCCUCUCCUUAGCUCUUCUAGGUUGCUUCCUGAGAGAAAAUAUUCUCUGCAUCAACCUGAGCCCUGCGUCUUCCAAAACAGUAACUGUUCCUGAGGAUUCAUUGCUGGUUCUGUAUUUAGGAGUUUUAGUCCCUGUCUUUUUUCUUAAUCUACUCCUCAUCUGCGUUUUCUCUCAGAAAUUUUUAGGAUCUUUCUUUCCAUUCAUACUGUUUUGUCUUGACUUGUUCAAAGUCAUCUUUAUCUCCAUUAAAUGUUAUCAAAGGAACCUAGUGAUUGUUUUUAUUUUGAUUCUGGUGGUUAAUGAUUCAUCCUCUUAUUCUCUUUA